This is a messenger RNA of Microsporum canis CBS 113480, 1947 nucleotides long. RefSeq lists its product as hypothetical. The coding region runs from base 1 to 1947 and encodes 648 amino acids. The record is from RefSeq and is a predicted model, not a curated record. The transcript has 2 exons. NCBI's taxonomy places the organism in Eukaryota, Fungi, Ascomycota, Eurotiomycetes, Onygenales, Arthrodermataceae.
AUGUCAGAUACGAUAUAUCAGCCUCUUCUCUGUAUGUAUACACCCCUUUCGAUCCAGGCGCGGACUUUCAAGCUGAUUAGAAGAAGGGCCCAGAGAAGUCGCGAUCACCUCCAGCCGAGUCAAGACGAGCUUGACGCCGCUUUGCAUGAGGCUCGUUAUUACUGGCAUGGCCUUGCGCAGCAAGCUAUCAUCCAAUACAGGCAUGGCCCCCCUUCUCAAUGUCUUCGGUCCGAAAAUAUGCUUGGAUAUGUCCCGGCGAUGCCGGAUAUUCAUAUAAAUCAGUGCCAUGAGGCUUUUGAUAAAGUUACAUCGAACGGCAUCCUGUACAUUAGAGCAGAGGGUGUGUGGGUUGUUUCAGAUGGCGGUGGGUGUGGCAUCGGCGGAAAGCAGAAGAUACGAGCUGCGUCCCUCCCGAUAGGUGUUCGACGGCCCACGCCUGUUUGUCUUAAGAACGAUGCCUUUCACAAAGGGGUCAGAGUGGACGGAGCUCAUGAGGUCAAUAUCAUCGGGGUACUUGCCUUGGGAUGGUCGUACAUAUUUUCGGCAGAAUUGAUCAAGAGACAAGGAUCAGGAUCGUCCAGCUUAUACUAUACCGACUCUACUGCGGAAAUAUGCCAUGGAGAGGCAGAAGCGAUCGGUAACAUAAUUGAUGUUGGCUGUGUGAGUGCGCAGGCAGCACGAUGGUGGGCAUCGCUUUUAGCACCUGGACUAGGUUGGAAAGCCACAGUGUUGCAGAGCGACGGUGUCCGCUACAUCUCGCCCUGGUCUGUGGCGCUCGACCACGACGAAGGCUUCAAGGUCAGGGUGAGUGAUUUACCAGCAAAUUCAACAAUGAAAUCCCCAAGUCCUCCAUCCUCCCAACAAGCAUUGGAGUUUCUUGUCGAACUUUGUGCGCGUUACGGUUCCCAUAGCCAACUAUUUGCCGCUCUUGUAACUGCUAUGACAUUCCCAGCACACAACUACUAUGGAACGCCAUCCAGGCUGCCUCACCUACGUGGAUCGAAUACUCUCGAAUCUCCCCAAGCCACAGCGGAUGUUAAAGAGCUUUAUUCCCAAAUCCCUUACUACAUGACGAUGAGUUGUGCCCACAACGUGACUGUUUCAAGUCUCUGCAGUGUAUUUUGGGAACCCAAAGUAUGCUGUAAUUUGGUCAGCCCAUGGCUUCAUCCUGUGCUCAAAGAAAUACCCAAUAAUUAUUCCGGCUCUCUUUCCUUCGAUGAGAUCCUCCCUUUACUUUGUGCGAUACGAUGUCCAAAUCUUGCGGCUCUCUGGCUUGGAGCCACCCUUAGUGGGCUUUCUUCCACCGUCGUUGAGCUUGUUGGCAGCGGAACCCCUCCUCUGGACACUAACGGUGCGCCAUGGACUGGUAAUCCACAGUCUUUCAUGGACGUUCCGGGUUCAGGCCCAUAUAUCAAGUCUGAUUCCAUGUAUGAUAAGCUCUUUAGGUCGGACGCCUGGCGCCUUCUCUACCUACCGCCCGCUGUCGAGGAUGACUUGCAAUACAAUAGCCCGCCAUUUUCACCAUGGCAACCUGUCGGCAUGACCGACUUCGAAUAUACAGCGAUUAGGGUGAAAGCCCAUAGAGAUUGCCCCCGUCACGAGCUGGUUUACCAUAACUGGUCAUGGGGCCUAACGAAUGGUUCGGGGUUGGAAGAUCGUGGUUAUUGUUCAGGAGCCAUGCCUCGUCACCCCUAUAAAGUAGACCCUCCUAUGGCAGCCAUGGACCACCAAACACUUCCCCUAGCAGACCAGGAAGCAUCCAUGAUGGCAUCACAAGAAGUCUUUGCGUGGGUUACUCGCAACUGUGAAGGAUAUCCUCCCGAGGAGAUAUACUCUGACCCAUGGAUACGUGAUGAUAGCGAAAGUGAAGCGUCAGAGUUUUGGACGUCUUCUAAGAGUACAAGGUCCACUGGCGGGUUAACUGGACCAUCAUAUAUUCAAGCAUAG